UUUUUCGUAAAUUUUAGAUAAAUUUUAGUCUGUUUAAAACUACUUGUGAACGAGAUAAACACGAAAUUGAGUUUUUUAGUAGAAGGUUUAGUUCCGUUUCCAGUGGACGAUUUUUUUCGUAAAAGUGUAAAAGUGAAUUUUAAGUUUUUUUUGUGUAAAAGUGAAUUUGUGCUAUAUAUAUUCUACAGAAUAUGGGACUUUGUUUACUCCAAUUGAUGAGAAAUAACGAUAACCUAGAUAAAAAUUUCCCCUACAAACUUGUCGAAUUUUAACUAAGUGAAAAUAACAGUGAUUUGAAGACGACUGUACUUUAUCUUGUAACCUGUUGAUCGAGAUUUCAACAUUAUUUGUUUAGUUUUAGUUAAUAAUCUUAUCUCUAUUAUUCUAUUUGUGUUUGUGUCAGAGAAAAUCAAUGCUUAAAACAUAUUGGCAUUUCAGUGAAAGUUGUUUAACAUAAAUAUUUUGGACCGUUGAAGCGAAAAGGCGAAAAACGUCGAUAUGCAAUGAAGUGAAGAUGAAGAAAUCAGUGCUGCUAAAUAAAUUGACGCCCCCGAAAGAGAAAAGCAAGAUGGAAGUGAGUUUGGAAGAAGCCCUGGAUUUGGCAGGUGCCGGUAAAUACCAAGUGUUCCACUGCGCCCUGAUGCUGACAACACUGUCGACGGCCGUUCUGGAGAUGAUUGGGAAUGCCUUCAUCCUGCCUGCUGCUGCUUGUGACCUGGAGUUGCCUGACACGCUAAAGGGGAUACUUAUUUCCAUGCCUAACAUAGGUGUGAUCCUAACAGCUCCGUUCUGGGGCCGCGCGGCCGACCACUUCGGCCGCAAGCCUGUGCUGCAGGUUUCGGCUGCGGCUUCGGGCGCCAUCAGCUUUGCGGCUGCCUUCAUGCCGAGUUUAGUCACGUUCGCGCUCUGCAAGUUCGCUGCGUCGCUGUUUCUAGCCUGUCCAUCCUCUCUCGGCUGGGCAUACGCCAGUGAGCUGGUGCCUCAACGUCGCAGAGACCUCGCACUCCUCAUCAUCAACGGUUGCCUCACAACCUCAUCUACGCUCAGUCCACUGCUAGCCUGGGGCAUCCUUCCUCUGAACCUGACCGGCACAAACAUUCGACCCUGGCGCCUCCUCACAGCUGCCUACGCGUUCCCCUUAGUUCUGGUGGCUUUAUGGCUGACCGUGGCCAAGGAAAGCCCGAAGUUCCUGAUGACUAAGGGCCGCCAACAGCAAGCUUUGGACGUGCUCAGCCAUGUUUACUCCGUGAAUACUGGGGCGCCACCUGAUAUGUACCCGGUAACAUCAAUCAAGAAAUCCGGUCAGCGAAGAGACUCGUCCUCAGAAGAAGGUUCCAGCUGUGAGCUUGCACCGAAGCCGAGAAACACCACCGUCUGGGCGUUGCUGCGGCCUCCACAUCUCAAGUGGCUAGCACUCACUGGGUUCCUCAUGUUUGGCCUCUUCUCACUGUUGAACGGUCUGUUCCUGUUCGCUCCCGACACCAUCAAUAAGGUGAUGCAAGGCGCUGCCGAAGAAGAAGGUACUCUGUGCCUGCUGAUGAACCAGUCUGACAAUCAGACAUCAUCCUCAACCUGCGUGGACAGCAUAUCCCAAAACACCUUUAUCAUAAUGGCAGUGACCACCGCCGUGUACGGAGUGGCCGUGAUGGCUGUAGGUCUGCUGCCAAUAUCUAAGAAGAACUUGCUAGUUGGCAUGUUCCUGUGUGUAGGCGUCACUUGUAUGUUAGCGGGACUGUUGAAAAAUAGGACUGUGGCAGGCGUGUUGAUGUCGGCCCUUCAAAUCACAGCCCUGGGAAUUGGGCCACUAACGGCGUAUACAGUUCAACUCUUCCCGACUAGUUUGAGAGGCACCGCGGUUGGCGCAGUCUUGAUGUGCGGACGGCUUGGCUCGGUGAUCGGAGCGAGCGCUGCCGGUGCGUUACUUGCCAUAGCGUGCGCGGCCACCUUCCACGGGUUCACUGCCUUGCUCUUCCUAUGUGCAGCUCUAAGCCUCCUCCUGCCAAAUGCCGAGAAAUCUCCUCCCAGUUCCUCCCAGUCCGAAGCCGAAGGCUGACCAUCGCUACAUCUAGCGGGUGUUAAAGAAACUUUAGCAGAAAGUGGAUAUACUAUGGCACAUCGCCCCAGUCAGUGGCAGCGGCAAAUUUUAAAAAUGGAGACGCAAAGAGAUGGCUCGCACAUAGACAGAAUAUACAGUAUUUUCUAAGCUGUUUUUAGAAGCUGAACACCACGAAGCUAUAAUGUUAUUUUGUUAAUAAUAAAGAAGAUAUUCAGUGUAGACCGUACAUUAAAUGCAUUAUUCAUAUGUAUAUCAGAUACUGUACAUUUAAGACAAUUUUGUUGUUAAGUAACACAUACUUAUCUACGAUUAGGUAUUGUAGGAAUUUCUGGGAAAUAACAGAUAUAUAUU
Molecule: messenger RNA, 2407 nt
Organism: Leguminivora glycinivorella
Lineage: Eukaryota; Metazoa; Arthropoda; Insecta; Lepidoptera; Tortricidae
Product: putative transporter svop-1
Exons: 12
Coding region: 515-2053 (512 amino acids)
Biological process (GO): transmembrane transport
Molecular function (GO): transmembrane transporter activity
Source: RefSeq, a predicted model, not a curated record